CUGCGCCCUUCAGACACACCGCUGCUCCAUCCACUCCCACCGUCCACACCGCAGCAGACAGCUCAUCCUCAUCCUCCACAUGAUGAUGGGGCACCUGCUGCCCGGCUCGGCGUGAUUCCAGCAGUAGAGCCGGGGAGGUGGAGGAGCACCGGAGCGGACUGAAACACCGCAGCUCUCCAUCCUGCGGGCUCCAGACAUGAAGCCCCGUCUGCUGGGCUUCAGCAGGACCACUCGCACCUUCAUCUCGGCGUGCCUGAUCUCCGCCUGCCACGCCGCCCACCGCAGCUGCGAGGAGCUGCAGUGCGCGGCCGGCCAGCAGUGCUGCCCGCCCGGCGGCCCCGCCGGGAACAACGGCAGCAGCAGCGGCAGCGGCGGCAGCAGCGGCGCCGCGCUGCGCUGCUGCAAGCUGCCCAUCCACAUGUUCUUCGACAACGUGGGCUGGAUCACGCGGAAGCUGUCGGGCAUCCUCAUCCUGCUGCUGCUCUUCGCCAUGGGCUACUUCAUCCAGCGGAUCAUCUGCCCGCGGCCCCGGAGCCGGCACCACCGGAGCCGCACGGAGCGCUGCGAGGAGGAGGAGCCCUCCUCCUCCUCCCUGUUCAACGCGUCCGCGUCCCAGGACUCGCUGCUGGCCCGGUACUACCCGGAGCGCAGCCUCGGGGGCUUCAGCUCGCCCAGCCUGCCCAACUACGACGAGGUCAAAUACCUGCCCACGUACGAGGAGAGCAUGCGGGAGGUGCACAUCAGCAGCAGCAGGGACCGCUCCGAGGAGCACUUGUUGUCGGGGAGCGAGGGACCGAGGUCCGGGGGAGCAGCAGCGGGAGAUCCCGCCUCUGCUCCCCCGGACCUCGGACCCAGAGGUCCGGGGGAGCAGAGGCGGGAUCUCCCGGCACCGCAGCGCAGCCCAAGGACAUCUCGGAACUCCGUUUGA
Cololabis saira (Pacific saury) is the source of this 928-nucleotide messenger RNA. RefSeq lists its product as uncharacterized. The transcript has a single exon. The record is from RefSeq and is a predicted model, not a curated record. Lineage: Eukaryota; Metazoa; Chordata; Actinopteri; Beloniformes; Belonidae. The coding region runs from base 197 to 928 and encodes 243 amino acids.